AUGUCAUCUGCUCUAAGUGCAUGGCUCUUCUUCAACGUUCUUCUCAUACUCCCUUUGCCACAUACCGUCUCUGCUGCAGCUCACAGGAUGCCUGGUAAUGGUACAUGUCAGAACACCUGUGGCACAAUCCCUGUGAAGUUCCCCUUUGGUACAGGAUUCGGUUGUGGGCACCCUGACUUUGCAAGAUAUGUAAAAUGCAGCUAUGGAGCGCUUCAGUUCUCUACAGGCACAGGUAUUUACAAUAUUUCUUCUGUCGAUUACCAGAGCAGCACCAUGAUUGUUGCAGAUCCUUUCAUGUCAACUUGUUCUUCAAUGGAGAACUCUGGAAGCUUUCGUUUGGAUCGAGCCAGCCCGUUCACUUUGACACCAGAUAAUAUUUUUGUCUUGCUUGGGUGCUCCACAACAUCAACAUUGUUUGAUCCAGAUGAUGACUUAUGCGAUACUGGAUCAGUUCUCGGAUUUGUAGAGGAAUGUAUUCCUGCAAAGGAUACAGCUUAG
This is a messenger RNA of Carica papaya (papaya), 498 nucleotides long. NCBI's taxonomy places the organism in Eukaryota, Viridiplantae, Streptophyta, Magnoliopsida, Brassicales, Caricaceae. The record is from RefSeq and is a predicted model, not a curated record.